AUUCCUGGAAGUAGAAGAAAUUAUUAUAACGCAGUUUGUCGCUCACAUGGAAAAGUAUGCAGACAUGGAUGCCUACACUGGCUGUGCCAAGGAUCUUAACGAUAAAUCGCAUGCAGCACGUGAUUUGUUGCUGAAGGAGAACUUGGAUGCAUACAUGUCUGAGGUUGAAGUACCGUUGGCCACAGCUGUCAAGAUUGCCAUGAUGUCAGCUGAUACGUAUGACACAGCGUUCUCCCUGCACCAAUAUGUCAACACGGUGUGUGUGCUUCACUUGGACAGUGGCAAAGCACAGGACUGGAGUGAGCUUCUCAAGCAGCAGAUUGUGGACAACUACAUUUCAUCACACGCUGCGCUUCAGGCAGAGUUUCGGAGUCGCUCCAACUGGUGGUACAGCAUGAAGGGAUUCGUCCAGUGGAUUGUUUGGUACGUGACGAACAUCUUUGGCUGACCAGUACCACGCUGUUGGUUAUCUUGAAGCGAGGACCACACUGCAGCAUCCAUUGCCACCCCCUGACAUGCACAUGGAACAAGUUGCAGGCUGAACGAGAACACUGAUGUCCUCUUCUCUUUUUUUUAAAUUCCAUUUUCCAAAAGAUGUCAAAACUCAAAAGGCAACAGCCAUGUCGUGGACACUACAAGUAUUUAUUAGCAGUUGAAUAUAGCACCAAGGAGAACCCUACUUUCCAGCGUUCUCAGAGGCCAGAUUCCAGCAUUUUUAGUGGCCUGAUGUUACUGCAGUAAUUCCAUCUGGUUCUGUCACGAAUCCCAUCGUCUAUGCUAUACGAACACAACCAUUCUACAAGAGGGCGCAUCUGCCAUGGAUGGAGUUAACGCCAAGAUCCUGCUGCAUGUCCUGGCUCUGCCAAAGCGUUGUGCAGUUCAGGUGAUGGUGUGCUGCACUGCAUAAUGCAGAGCUAACGCUAGUCGCAUUUGAGCUGUGGCAUUUAUUUCUGACAGCGUAUAUCCCGUCUCCGCAGGGCUAGAAGAAUCAGGUACUUUUGCUUAUGGUUCAGCUGAUCAUGUGUACCAUUCAUUUAUUUUUAUUUUGGUGAUGUGUUUUUGUUGCUGCUGCUUGCUGCCGUAUUUUGUACUAGUUUCUCAUUGGAGUUCCAACGAAAUACAUAGUUUUUACCCUCUUUUUUCUUUUUAAAUUGUGAUGUGUCCCUGUUCAGUUGAGUGUUUUAAACUUGAUAUACCUCCGCUUUCCACAAGAAAGUCGCUCCUUCUGUCCAUUUCUCUCUCUCUCUCUCUCUCGCUCUCAUUGCUCAAUGGUUGUGUUGAAAUCUGCAACAACCCACUGCUACUUGUGAUUGACAGCCAAGCCGGGCAUACAAGCUGCAUGCAGCGUCAUGCGCUGCGGCGCUGCGGCAUGCUCUAGCAGGGCAGUGGCUGUGGAACAUACGUGCUGAAAUUGUUUUGUAUACUGUCCAAAGACAAUGCUUUUAUGCCCAUUGUUUAUCUUCAUAUUCAGGGUUGUGCAUGACUGUAUUCAAAGCACUUUGUACAAGACCGUAGAGCAGUCACUUGCAUGUUGA
This is a messenger RNA of Sycon ciliatum, 1535 nucleotides long. RefSeq lists its product as uncharacterized. The transcript is spliced from 5 exons. The record is from RefSeq and is a predicted model, not a curated record. Lineage: Eukaryota; Metazoa; Porifera; Calcarea; Leucosolenida; Sycettidae. The annotation marks the transcript as partial.